Molecule: messenger RNA, 1206 nt
Organism: Styela clava
Lineage: Eukaryota; Metazoa; Chordata; Ascidiacea; Stolidobranchia; Styelidae
Biological process (GO): response to oxidative stress
Molecular function (GO): peroxidase activity
Source: RefSeq, a predicted model, not a curated record
AAUGAAAAUAGUAAUUCUCUUUGUAUCAGAAUGUGGUAAUGAAAAACAAAUUGUUUUUAGUUCUAGUUAGUGUUGUAGGUUUCUGUUUCGCUUGUUUCAUUCAGCACUUCAUCAUGUCUGCUGAAAGCAAAAAUGACAAAGAUUGGAAAAAUGCAAAAACGAUUUAUGAUUUCACAAUGAUGGAUAUUGAUGGGAAAGAAGUUUCAUUUGAAAAAUAUAGGGAUAAAGUAUGCUUGGUUGUCAAUGUUGCCUCUAAAUGAGGCAUGACAAAAGCCAACUAUAUUCAGUUGGAACAACUUUACGAAAAGUACUCAUCUCAAGGAUUAAGCAUAAUGGCUUUUCCGUGUAAUCAAUUUGCAAGUCAGGAACCAGGAACAAAUGAAGAAAUCAAACAUUUUGCCCAGGAUAAUUACAAUGCAAAAUAUGAUCUAUAUGCCAAAAUAAAUGUCAACGGUGACGGUGCUGCUCCUUUUUUCAAGUGGCUGAAGAGCCGUAAACAUGGAAAAGGAACAUUGACAAAUUCAAUCAAAUGGAAUUUUUCAAAGUUUUUGAUUGAUAGACAAGGAGAAGUUGCCGAUCGGUUUGCCCCAAACACUGAACCUAUGUCUAAAGACAUCACUGGGAAAAUUGAGAAGCUGCUUUGAAAAGGCCUUGCUCGAUCCAAGUAUUAAUUUGUGCCAAUUUAAUUGUUUGCAUACCAUAAUCCACAACAGUGUGUUUCAUAUUUAGGAUGCUGCCUGUAUUUAUUUCAGCUGAUGGUGUUUUCUGCUUUAUUUCCCCCUCAUUUCGGUAAAAUCUUAAGAUAUAGCUCUUUUUCAAAUUAUCACUUAUGGUUUUCAGAAGACAAAUAAUAUUUUUCGUCAACCCAGUAUAAUGCCACUGUUUGUUAGCUUUUGUUUUUCAUUUCUACAGAAAUGCUUCCUUUAUAAGUUCUUUUUAUCUGGUCAUUUAUAGCUAUAUGCUGCCACAUUUAUGACGAAUUGUUUCAAAAACCAGUCAUUGACAGGAUGAAACAGUUUUGAGAUGGCAAAAGAAUGUGUCUGUAGGAUUGCUGGGUUCCGAGUACUUUCCUGGCAAUUCAACGAUGCAUUUAUUAGCCUUGUGUUACAUAUAUGCUAAUUUGAUCAAGAUAGAAAUAACUUAUUCAAUGAUUGCUUAUUUCCAAUGCAAAGCAUAAUUAAAAAAUAAACUGUGAUUCACGAACAA